CUAGCAGUAACAAUGGAAAAAACGUAUGAGAAAAAUCUUCCUGUGAGCUCCUUAACUAUAUCAAAGUUUGUAGACAACAUUUCUUCAAGAGAAGAAGUAGAUCAAGCAGAAUAUUAUCUGUAUAAAUUUCGUCACAGCCCAAACUGUUGGUAUCUGCGAGACUGGACUGUUCAUAGCUGGAUACGACAGUGCCUUAAAUAUGGUGCCCGGGAUAAAGCUUUGUAUACACUAGUAAACAAGGUGCAGUAUGGUAUAUUUCCAGACAACUUUACUUUUAAUUUGCUGAUAGAUUCUUGCAUAAAAAGUGAGGAUUAUAAAGGUGCUGUCUCAGUAGUAACUGAGAUAAUGCUGCAAGAAGCAUUUGAUGAACUUUCAACCCAGCUUAUCUCACUUUAUGUAUUGCAUAAGUACUUGGCAUCAACACCAGAGCUCAGUUGGGCAGAUGAGAAGAAUAUUGGAGCAUCUCUUGUGCUUGUUGGCUUGAAACAGGAAAACUCAGUUGGUCUCAGUUCCCAGCUCCUUGGCUAUUCACUUCUUGGCAAAACUGAGCUUUCCAAAGGAUUACGUGCUGUCUACCAUCAGAUGCCACUAAUGUGGACACCAGGAUAUUUCAACCGAGCUUUGCAUGUAUUGGAGAAAGCUGUUUCAGUUUCUAAUGACAUAAAACUUAACAAAGAAGCUAUUGAUACCUUCCUGAAUUUGUUGCAGUGUGGCACCUCCCCAGACUCCAACAGCAGUAAGUCAGAAUCAACUGAGGACACUCAGGAAGGCAAACCUGAGGAAGAUGAGAAUGAAGAAAAUGAGCACUCAAAACUGCCUCACUAUUUACAGAAAUUUCAGGAGGUCCAUGCCCAGCUGCAGUCACUUGGUAAAAUUGAAUCUGACAGCCUGUUGACACUGACCACUCGCCUUCUUAAGGAGAAGCUGCCGGCAUGUGAGGAGCAUGACAUUGCACAAUUUGAGACAAAGCUAAAACAGUGGGAAGAAGAAAGAGCCGUGCUUAUCCAAAGGGAAAAAGAACAGAGAGAACAAGCGAGACUAGAACGCGAAGCUAAGCUGGCAGCAAAGCUUCCGCUUAAUCGCACUGCUGUAGUCAUAAUCAGGUGUUGGUUUGCAAUAGGUUAUGCACUUACUGUAUAUUGUCUAUUGCUUAAAUAAAAGUCAUUUUUUAAAUAAGAA
Protopterus annectens (West African lungfish) is the source of this 1179-nucleotide messenger RNA. RefSeq names its product mitochondrial ribosomal protein S27 (gene MRPS27). The transcript is spliced from 9 exons. Gene Ontology annotation, cellular component: mitochondrion. The record is from RefSeq and is a predicted model, not a curated record. Lineage: Eukaryota; Metazoa; Chordata; Ceratodontiformes; Protopteridae. The coding region runs from base 13 to 1158 and encodes 381 amino acids. Gene Ontology annotation, molecular function: protein binding.